GCAGAUUGCAGCAGCAGCAGCACGUUGGCGUCUCUGGUUUUUCUUGAACUGUUGGUUGUGCUUCCAUCGCUGAACGAGCGUUGCACGCCCCACACAACGGCGACACCGUGUACAUUUAUUGAUCUACCUGUCGUGUUGAGUGAGCGACGCAACGUCCAUCCCUCCAGAGUCCAUCAUUGCCCUACCAGCGCUUCGAUUGUGUGUGUGUGUGUGUGUGUUGCGUGGCAGCCUUUCUUCCUGAGAAACGGCACUACCCCCCUGCAAGCUUUUCUUUUUCUCUCCUUAAUAGAAAGACUCGUGUAGCACGCUGGACGUGUUGAUUUGUGUUUUCACAUUUUUCCUUUUAAGGACCGUGCUUUUUGGCGGUCUUCGGUGGUCUCCACGGCGGACCCAACGCAAGCGAACGUCCGAAGGAAAUACGAAGACUUCGAGGAGGACACUUCACGGGAGCAUAUCAAAGCCCAUUGCCUUUUCACUCUGUGUGUGUGGGUGUGUGCCUUGUCGUGUUUCCAUCGCGGUGAGGAAUACAUCUACCAAAGUAUAAUUCUGUUCAUAGACUCAUAUAAACGCAGUUGUAAAUCGGAAAGCAAGUAAGUUACCAUUUUUUUUUUGUUUAUCUCGGUCAGCUCACCAACGUGAACGCACGUCCACACACGCACACACGGACAGUCUCCUCACGUCAAACACAGAUCAAAACCCUCUAGGAAAGAUCAGCGUAGUAAGGCAAAUAUAAAAAGGCUAACGAUGCUCCCCAAUAAUGCCAAUAGCCCUCUGAAGCGCAACCGCGGCUCUGCAGACGGGAACGAGGAAGACGACUUCGGUUUGCAGCGGCGCAGUCCACGCGAGGAGCGUACCGGCGGCUUCCCGAGCGCCGCCCCCCAGAUGAACGUCCACUCGGACCCCAACGUGGGCGCCGACGCCGUGAUACCUGACAAGCCGACAUCCACCACGAACGAUGAGGCGGUGGAAGGGGACGUCGUUGCGCGGCCGGCGGGGACGCGGCGGGUCACCACCCGCGACCGCACCUCCACCCACUCGGCGGCCUUCACCAACAGCUCGACCAGCACUAGCCGUUCGCGUGCCAGCAGUCACAGCGUGCGACCGACGCCGCCGCCGCCGCUGCCCACCUCAGCCCCCACCAGGUCCUCCUCGACGUCGUCCUACAGCGAUGAGGAAGUGGAGGACGAGACGAACGAGAAGGACCCGCGCAACCACGCCGAGGAUGUGGCGAAGAAGUACCCGAUGUUUACCGAGGCCUACGCGGAGAAGUUCCGCCGUGAUGCGACGCCGUUUCUGCGAGUGGUGGAGAUGAGCGGUGUGUCCCCCGCGAAGGCGACGGACGCAAGCACGUUCUCCUCCUCCGCGCCGGGCUCCUUCUCUGGUAUCUCCCACCGUGAGAAGCACUUUGUGCUGUACGACACCUACGUGUACGAGAAGACGCUCGGCAAGGGCACGUUUUCGAAGGUGGUCCUCGGCCACGCCUCGCCGUCCUCGACCGUCUUGUCGAACCAAAUCUCCGGCGACGUCCCGCCGUGUGUCGCGCUGAAGGUGUUCCGCGAUAAAGAAGAGUACAUCGAGGCCUGCUGGGACGAGUUCACGAUCCUGAACUCGAUCUGCGUCGACCCGCCCACGGUGACCCCCGAGUCGGUGAUGGCGGCGAUGGCGGGCAGCGGGCACCGGCACGGCUCCAGCCCGUUUCCCUCGCCCUACAUCUCCAUCCGCUCCGUCGUGAUGUUCACCGCCUCCACGUGCGGCAUUAAGCAGCAGUACUUCGCCGACCAAGGCCGCUUCAUCGUCCCCCUCGGCUACGUCGCCCACCCGGUGCACCCCGCCAUCGUCUUCCCGGUGAUGGGGCCGACGCUGCUGAACGUGCUGGAUGCAAUUCGGCAGAAGAGUAAGGAGGUCACGCGGGCCUCACGGCACAAACGCCCGCGCAUCGAGGCGGCCGCGCCGGCGGUGGUCGCCCCGCGGGACUUCGCGGGUCGCACAAGCAAAACGAGCGCAGCGUCGCCGCCGCCCCCACACCCAACGACUGCCCCCGCUGCCGCACCGAAGCCGAACAUCGCCGCUUGCGGUUUGGAGGCCAACGGCGCUGCGGCGGCACCCGGGCAGCGCCGCGUGUACUACCGUGGACUACCCCUCCCUCUGCUCAAGGCCGUUCUCUACCAGAUGCUGACCUUCCUGCACUUCAUUCACUGCCGCGGCGUGGUGCACACGGACCUGAAGCCCGAAAACGUCCUUUUCGAGUCCUCCAAGGUGCUCUCGGUGGACGUGGGGAUCUACUACACGCAUUACACCCCGCACGACUGUGAGUUCAACAACAGCACAAGUCCUGCCUCGGCCGCACCCGCAACGCCCGUGACGGAGACGAAGAAGCGCUCGAAUGACGGCUACAAGUUUCAGAGCUCCUCGUUGGAGCAGCGCGCACACCGCGAUGAACAGGCGGCCUUCUCCCCCGCCACCUCGCCGCUCAAUACUGCACACGGCGAUCCGCAGGAAGACGACGGUGAACACAUGAUGCUUUCGCUGGAGGGGAACCGGGUGAUGUCGGGAGGGGCGGACGCCACGGCCGGUGACACCGCCACCAACACCGUCCCCAUCGACGUCUUUGCCUCGCACAAGGACGACAUCACCCUCGCGCAUUACGUGCGGGUCGCCAUGCCGGUGAUGAACAGCAUCCGCGUGAUGGACCUCGGUGCGGCGCAGUUCCUCUCCACCUUCCGCGACUACAGCCUCGUCCCCGGCUACGCGCACGUGCCCGUCAGCUACAACCCCAUUCAGACCUCGCACUAUCGCAGCCCGGAGGUGCUGCUCGGCUUUGGAUGGAGCACCUCGGCCGACAUCUUCUCCCUCGGUUGCAUGAUCUCCGAGCUCUUGACGGGCGACUGUCUCUUUAUGCCGAACCACACGAUGGAGCAUCUGGCCAUGAUGCAGCACGUCCUCGGCACCUUCCACGACAAGGAGGGCAUCCGCAACGGGACGGCGGUCAACCUGCGCAGCGUCUUUGCUUGCAACAUGCGCACCUUCCGCCACUACUUCACUCUCCAACCGAACAAUCGCGACUUCGACCUCAAGUGGCCGGUGUCGAAGGAGGCGGUGCAGGAGCAGGCGAAGCAGCAGCGCUUUGCCUCGCACCCCAGCGGCAAGAAUGACGAGGAGGGCCUGGAGCCGCUAGAGGAGACGCUACCGGAGGACAUCGAGUACGUGACACGCAAACCGAAGCUGGACGAAAUUCUGUCCCCGCUGCCCGACCUGCUGGACCUGACCCGUCGCAUGCUGCACUACCACCCCUUCAAGCGCAUUACGGCAGAGGAAGCGCUGCAGCACCCGUUUUUCAGCAACAUGUAG
Messenger RNA from Leptomonas pyrrhocoris, 3348 nucleotides. Its product is annotated as putative protein kinase. Gene Ontology annotation, molecular function: protein kinase activity; ATP binding. The record is from RefSeq and is a predicted model, not a curated record. The transcript has a single exon. Lineage: Eukaryota; Euglenozoa; Kinetoplastea; Trypanosomatida; Trypanosomatidae. Gene Ontology annotation, biological process: protein phosphorylation. Bases 745 to 3348 code for a protein of 867 amino acids.